GCUAAGCUCUAAACCCUGCAGCUCGGGUGCGCUGUUGAGGCAGGACACGGUUUCAGGUCAGCAUGUCUGAGAAGGAAAACGCGGGUGUUUUGGGUAAAGUGGGCCCGGGUGAAGGGUCCUGUGACGCAGCCUUAGCCGCGGCCAGCGACGCGUCUUUUGCCAAAACAGCAGCAGCAGCAGUGCUUCAGGUAUCAGGUGUGAGCACCUCCACUGCCCCCACCGCGCCUCCUCACACUUCAACCAAAGCUUCAGCAGCUCAGCCGGACGAAAACAACAAUCCAUCACCACAGACACCCGAGUCACUCCAGGAGGAGCCUGCCAGACCCCCCAGCACGCUCUCAAAGACCACUGCAGUCCUGGCAGCAGUCAGCUCCACUCUGCCUGCUGCCUCUGUGUCUUCUGUUCCAAAGAUCAUAGUGAGCUCUGCACCCGUCAGAUCCACUGCUCCACUUAUGGUGGGAGCAAGAGUGGUUCAAGCUCCUGCCUCAGCAAGCAUGGCCGCUCUUCAGGGACUGGGAGCACUGAGUUCACAUCCUGGAGGAAUUACUGUGACCCCAAGCCCAGCCGCAGGUACCACCACCACCACUCCAGCUCCAGCCCAAGGGCCAAUGAUGACAUUACCAAGGACAUCUACUGUACAGCAGACUGUAACAGUGGCCCGUAGCCCUCAGACCACCUCUCUCCAACUGCCUGCCAACUUCCACAUCCCACAAGGUAUGGUUUUAAUUCGCAGUGACAGCGGGCAGCUGAUGUUGGUUUCCCAGCAGGCACUGGCUCAAGCACAGGCUCAGGGAUUAGGGCCCAAACCUCCUGCUGUCUCUGCAGCUGUAAGACCACAAGUCUCUCAGGCAGCUGCCACAGCCACAUCUAUCAUCAGAGUCUCGAUCCCACCUUCAUCUGCAAAUGUGGGCACCAUAAUAAAACCUGCACCUACUACAGGGACAGGUGUUGUGAAACCCACCUCCACCACAGGGACUGCCAUAAUCAAACCCUCGUCCAUGUCAGCGAGCACAAUCAUUAAACCCACUGCUGUCUUAAGCACUACUGGGGUUAAGCCAAGCUCCACCACAGGGACCACGGUCAUUAAAGCCACAGCUACUCAGAAGCUUCCAAGCAGCACCUCUGUUACCAGUACAUCAGUCAUGAAGUUUGUUGGCAAAGCAUCUCCAUCAGUUACCCAGACCAUCCGACCAGCAGCCAGUGCCCCUCGAGUUAUCUCCUCAAACAUUCCCACCAAACACAGCACCAGCAAGUCUUCUGCUCCCAUCACAGUCACAGCUGAGACACUGGAGAAUGUAAAGAAAUGCAAGAACUUCCUGGUCACCCUGAUGAAGCUAGCGUCGAGUGGCACCCGCUCAGCCAACAUGGCGCAGAAUGUUCGAGCUCUUGUCAAGGACCUCCUGGAUGGACAGCUAGAGGCAGAAGAGUUCACAGAAAAACUCUACAUGGAGCUCAAAUCCUCUCCUCAGCCAUACCUGGUGCCUUUUCUGAAGAGGAGUCUACCUGCUGUUCGUCAGCUAACCCCAAACUCACAGCUCUUUAUCCAGCAGUGUGACCAGCCAAAACCCCCUUCUACUACUACUACUUCAGCAGUCUGCACCACCAGCCAAAAACACAGUGUCCCGUCCUCUACUGUCUCUACUGUCUCACAGACUCUUAGAGGCAGUGUUUCAGUAAGGUCCACUCCUCCGGUGAUCCAGCAAUCCAAAGGAGCGUCUGUCAAGCAGUCUGUGAUUUCCUCGUCCCGUGCUGACUUGGCUGUACAGAAGCCUAGGCAGCUGGUCAUUCAGACUAACACACAGCCUGCAGGGGCUUUUGGGAAGCAGGACUCCCUGCAGGCAUCUAAAACCCCCUCUUCUGUUCCACCUCCAGCCACACGUGCACACAGCUUCAAGGACAGCACCCCGGGCUCUUUCCGGGAUGACGAUGACAUUAAUGAUGUGGCCUCGAUGGCUGGGGUAAACCUGAGCGAGGAAAAUGCUCGCAUCCUUGCGUCCAGUGCAGAGUUGGUGGGCUCGGUGGUCCACUCCUGCAGGGAUGAGCCCUUCCUGCAGACCACAACUCUGCAGCAAAGAGUGCUGCAUAUUGGCAGUUCUCAUGGUGUUGUAGAGGUGAGUCCAGAUGUGCUUGAGUUGCUUUCUCAUGCCACACAGGAGCGUCUCCGAGAUCUGCUGGAGAAGCUCAGUGCCGUAGCACAGCAUCGCGGUAUCUCAUAUAAGGAUGACUGGAGGCACAUUCAGACCACCGACACACGGUCUCAGCUGAAGUUUCUGGAGCAGCUGGAGAAAGUGGAAAAGAGGAGGAGAGAAGAAGAGGAGAGGGAGACGCUUCUUUGCAUCGCUAAGAGUCGCUCCAGCAGUGAAGACCCUGACCAGCUUAGGCUCAAACAGAGAGCGAAAGAGAUGCAGCAGCUGGAGCUGGCCCAGAUGCAACACAGGGAAGCUAACUUGGCAGCACUAGCAGCUCUGGGGCCUCGCAAGAGAAAACCUCUGGAGGCUUCUGUCCCCGGGCCUAACCAGGCGCUGAGUUUCUAUGCACAGAGAGCUGGUCAGAGAACUCCAGUACGUGUGACUUUCAGAGAUUUGAUCUUCUGCAUGGAACAGGACCCAACACUUAGACACUCUUGUUUACUCUAUAAUGCUUAUCUACGGUAGUUAAAUACACACAUACAUGCUCUAUUGUCUUGCAUAGCUACUGAAAAAAUGCUAAUUGAUAAUUUGUUUGUUUUGUUUGUGAAAUUACGAUUUAUUUUGGAAUAUUACUCAAGAAAUAGUCGUUGACUAAUGAAUUUCACACUUUAAUUAUUUGUACGGUGAAAAAGAAGAGUGUUAUUAAAACACUACAGC
Messenger RNA from Astyanax mexicanus (Mexican tetra), 2846 nucleotides. It is a transcript of the gene taf4b, whose product is annotated as TAF4B RNA polymerase II, TATA box binding protein (TBP)-associated factor. NCBI's taxonomy places the organism in Eukaryota, Metazoa, Chordata, Actinopteri, Characiformes, Acestrorhamphidae. Bases 63 to 2654 code for a protein of 863 amino acids. Gene Ontology annotation, biological process: DNA-templated transcription; transcription initiation at RNA polymerase II promoter. Gene Ontology annotation, cellular component: transcription factor TFIID complex. The record is from RefSeq and is a predicted model, not a curated record. Gene Ontology annotation, molecular function: RNA polymerase II general transcription initiation factor activity; protein heterodimerization activity; DNA binding. The transcript is spliced from 15 exons.